This is a messenger RNA of Striga hermonthica, 807 nucleotides long. The record is from the annotation of a GenBank genome assembly. NCBI's taxonomy places the organism in Eukaryota, Viridiplantae, Streptophyta, Magnoliopsida, Lamiales, Orobanchaceae.
AUGGGGGAUUUGUAUGCUCUGGAUUUCGAUGGAGUCCUCUGCGAUAGCUGCGGGGAGAGCUCACUUUCUGCUGUCAAGGCUGCUAAAGUGAGAUGGCCUAAUCUGUUCAAUGGCGUGGACUCAUCGAUUGAGGAUUGGAUCGUUGAUCAGAUGCAUAUAGUUCGACCGGUAGUGGAAACUGGAUACGAAAAUCUAUUACUCGUGAGAUUACUGCUGGAAUCCAAAAUUCCUUCUAUCCGCAAGUCCUCAGUUGCUGAGGGGAUCACAGUUGAGCGAAUACUUGAAAACUGGUCGAAAAUAAAACCCGUGAUUAUGUCCGAAUGGGAAGAGAACAGAGAUGAUCUGAUAGAUCUCUUUGGAAAAGUCAGGGAUGAAUGGAUAGACAAUGACCUUUCGACGUGGAUAGGGGCAAAUAGAUUUUACCCGGGUGUUUCGGAAGCUCUAAAGUUUGCAAGCUCGAAGUUAUACAUUGUCACGACAAAACAGUCUCGAUUUGCGGAUGCUUUACUUCGAGAGCUUGCUGGAAUCACUAUUCCACCGGAGAGAAUCUAUGGUUUGGGUACUGGGCCUAAGGUGAAAGUUCUGAAGCUGCUUCAGGAGAUGCCAGAACACCAGGGUCUAUCACUUCACUUUGUUGAAGAUCGACUCACAACUUUGAAAAAUGUCAUAAACGAGCCAGUGUUGAACAAGUGGAACCUAUACCUAGGAGAUUGGGGAUACAACACUCAGAAAGAGCGAGAGGAGGCUGCAAGCAUUUCCAGAAUUCAACUUCUUCAGUUGUCCAGCUUUAGCAAGAAGCUAAAAUGA